This is a messenger RNA of Lagopus muta (rock ptarmigan), 1797 nucleotides long. Its product is annotated as sodium- and chloride-dependent GABA transporter 1-like. The transcript has 14 exons. Gene Ontology annotation, molecular function: gamma-aminobutyric acid:sodium:chloride symporter activity. Gene Ontology annotation, biological process: sodium ion transmembrane transport; neurotransmitter transport. The coding region runs from base 1 to 1797 and encodes 598 amino acids. Lineage: Eukaryota; Metazoa; Chordata; Aves; Galliformes; Phasianidae. Gene Ontology annotation, cellular component: plasma membrane. The record is from RefSeq and is a predicted model, not a curated record.
AUGGGCAAGAUGGACAACACCUCUGUGGAGCUGAGCUCUCCCUCUGAGGUGAAACAAGCAGCCUUGGAAGAGCCGGAGCCCAUUGCCCCAGAGGCUCCAAGCACCAAGAAGAAGAAGAUCCCAGACAGGGGCUCUUGGAAGGGGAGGUUUGACUUCCUACUGUCCUGUGUGGGCUAUGCCAUUGGGCUGGGCAACGUCUGGCGCUUUCCGUAUCUCUGUGGCAAGAAUGGAGGAGGGGCCUUCCUCAUUCCCUAUUUCCUGACGCUAGUGUUUGCUGGGAUCCCGCUCUUCCUGCUGGAAACUGCUCUUGGCCAGUACACCUCUGUGGGAGGACUGGGAGUCUGGAAAUUAGCACCCAUGUUUAAAGGAGUGGGGCUGGCAGCUGUGGUUCUCUCCUUCUGGCUGAACAUCUAUUAUAUUGUCAUCAUUGCCUGGUCUCUCUACUAUCUCUUCAACUCUUUCACUUCAGACCUGCCGUGGCAGAGCUGCGGGAAUGCCUGGAACACCGACCGCUGCUUCUCCAACUACUCCCUGGAUGACACCACCAACCUCACCAGCGCCGUCACCGAGUUCUGGGAGAGAAACAUGCACCAGAUGUCCGGCGGCUUGGGGGAGCCUGGAUCCAUCCGCUGGCCUCUGGCUGGCACACUGGCCCUGGCCUGGCUGCUGGUUUACUUCUCCAUCUGGAAGGGUGUGGAGUGGACAGGCAAGGUGGUGUAUUUCUCAGCCACCUACCCCUACUUCAUGCUGUUCAUCCUCUUCUUCCGGGGAGUCACUCUGCCCGGGGCCAAGGAGGGCAUCCUCUUCUACCUCACACCUGACUUCAGGAAGCUCUCCGACUCUGAGGUCUGGAUGGAUGCAGCCACACAGAUCUUCUUCUCCUAUGGCUUGGGGCUGGGGUCCCUGAUUGCACUGGGGAGCUACAACACUUUUCACAACAACGUCUACAGAGACUCCAUUAUUGUUUGCUGUAUAAACUCCACCACGAGUGUAUUUGCUGGAUUUGUUAUUUUCUCUAUCGUUGGCUUCAUGUCACACAUCACAAAGAAGUCAAUUUCAGAACUGGCCUCCUCAGGCCCUGGACUGGCUUUCCUCGCCUAUCCACAGGUUGUCACCCAACUGCCCCUGUCCCCACUCUGGUCGAUCCUGUUCUUCUCUAUGCUGAUGAUGCUGGGCCUGGAUAGUCAGUUCUGCACUGUGGAGGGGUUCGUUACUGCCCUGAUGGAUGAAUAUCCUCAUAUCCUAAGAGCCAGGAAGAAGAUCUUCAUAGCAAUAGUCUGUUUCAUCUCUUAUCUCGUUGGAUUCUCCAAUAUCACCCAGGGUGGCAUUUAUGUUUUCAAGCUGUUUGAUUACUACUCAGCCAGUGGCAUGUGUCUUCUCUUUCUUGUCUUCUUUGAGACCAUCUCAAUUUCUUGGUGUUAUGGUGUGAACAGAUUUUACAGGAACAUUGAAGAAAUGAUCGGCUACAAACCUUGCAUCUGGUGGAAAAUCUGUUGGGCAUUUUUCACUCCUCUUGUCUGCCUGGGUGUGUUCUUAUUCAGUGUGGUGGAAAUGACCCCUCUGACGCUGGGCAAAUACAUCUAUCCUGCAUGGGGACAAGGUAUUGGUUGGCUCAUGGCGCUGUCCUCCAUGGUACUGAUCCCAGGAUACAUGCUGUACAGCUUCUUCACCUCAACAGGGACUCUCCGGCAGCGUUUCCAGCAGAUGACGCAGCCCCAGCCAGAUGUGCAGGUGCAGAAGAAUGGCCUCCAGCCGAAGACGUCUCUGAAUGGCAGGGGAUCAGACGCUGCCGUCUAG